AUGUCUAAAAUUGAAUAACGCUUUUUGGAAGUAGAGAAUGAAAUAGAAGAAUUCUUAUAUCUCAUAUUACUUUUUAGACUGGUUUCUCUAGAAUUGAUGAGUUAAUUGAUUCAUUAGUUCAUAUACCCUUUACAUAUAAGACUAACUAUGCAGAAUCACAUCUUUAGAUACCUUAGAUUAAUUAAUUCAAUAUAUCAGAAUUUAACUAUUCAUCAUAGAUGGUUGGAAGUGUGACCCCGUUGGUAAAGUAAAUUAUCAAAGAAGAAAUUGAAAUUGUUUAACAAAAUUUGAUUUAAAUAAAUAUCUAAAAAAAAUAUUUUAUCAGAAGGAAAAAAUGA
Messenger RNA from Paramecium pentaurelia, 338 nucleotides. Lineage: Eukaryota; Ciliophora; Oligohymenophorea; Peniculida; Parameciidae. The record is from the annotation of a GenBank genome assembly.